Messenger RNA from Argiope bruennichi, 2707 nucleotides. Its product is annotated as gastrula zinc finger protein XlCGF7.1-like. Lineage: Eukaryota; Metazoa; Arthropoda; Arachnida; Araneae; Araneidae. Gene Ontology annotation, cellular component: nucleus. The coding region runs from base 413 to 1384 and encodes 323 amino acids. The transcript has 2 exons. The record is from RefSeq and is a predicted model, not a curated record.
AUUGUAAUCCGUCACUCCAGAGAAGUUCAUAAAUUGAUAACGAAUUUAUUUUUGUCGCUUUAGAGAGAAACUUUCUAACCGUCCAUCGCAAAAGAACGAGUUUUCAUACACUUGCGGAUCCGAAUGUGUUUACCUUUCUAGAGUAACGUUACAUCAUCAUUGUAAUACCCUAUGAAAUGAUCGCCAUAAAAUUUAUGUUAUGCACUAAAUUGAAGCAUUUUAAAUUCUUUGAAUAAUUGUUAUUGUAUUUAACUGCCCAAAUUGCAUACAAGAAAGAUGAACUUGAAGAUGAUAGAUGCAGUGAAAAGAAUCUACUUUUUCAACAAAGCAGAACUUUAUACUGAUUCUCUGUACUUCAUGAUAUAAUUUGUGAUCUCAUAUUUUAAGAAAAAAUCAGUACAGAACUUUCAGAAUGGAGAUAGAUACCAAAACGAAUGAAACACAUUUUGCUAGUGAUUUGUGUGUGAACACAAAUGAUACAAAGGCAAAAAGUGAAAUAAAUGUGAAUAACAAACCUUUAACUUGUAAUAUUUGUAGUAUGAAAUUUUCACAGGAAUCUCUUUUAAGUGAACAUCUUCUUACACAUACAAAGGAAAAGCCUCAUAUUUGUAAUGUAUGCAAUAAACAAUUUUCUCUGAAAAAAUAUUUAAAUAAUCAUUAUAGGACUUUUCAUACAAAUGAAAAGCGUUUUUCUUGUGAUGUGUGCAAUAAACAAUUUUCUGUGAAAAGUUAUUUUGAUCGGCAUUAUCGAACUCAUACAAAUGAAAAGCCUUAUUCUUGUUAUGUAUGCAAUAAAAGAUUUUCACAGAGUGGUAACUUAAAUCAGCAUUUCCGUUCUCAUACAAAUGAAAAUGCGUGUUCUUGUGAUGUGUGUGGUAAAGUAUUUUCUCGAAAAUCAACUUUAAAUGAUCAUUUUCGUUCUUCUCAUACAAAUGAAAAGCCUUACUCUUGUGAUGUAUGUGGUAAAGAAUUUUCUCUGAAAUGUAAUUUAUAUCAGCAUUAUAUAUGUCAUACAAAUGAAAAACCUUUUUCUUGUGAUGUAUGCAAUAAAGGAUUUUGUCGCAAAUUUGAUUUAAAUAAACAUUAUCGUUCUCAUACAAAUGAAAAGCCUUAUUCUUGUGAUGUGUGCAAUAAAGAAUUUUCUCGAAAAGAUAGUUUAAAUUAUCAUUACCGAACUCAUUCAGAUAUAAAGCCAUAUUCUUGUGAUAUAUGUGGUAAAGAAUUUUCUCAUAAAGGUAAUUUAAAUAUACAUCAUCGAACUCAUACAAAUCCAAAACCUUAUUCUUGUGAUAUAUGUAAUAAAGAAUUUUCUAGGAAAAAUAAUUUAAAUGAACAUUAUCAAAUUCAUACAGAUGAAAAAAUUGAAACUAGUAUUAUAACCUAAAAAUGUCUUUUAAAAAAGUUAUUUGUAUGAAUAUACAAAUGAAAAUAAUGCAAAAUUUCACUAUUCUGAUGUAUAUAUUACAGAUAGUCUCCAAAAGUUUAUUUAUUGUAUAUUUUUAAAAUUGUAUAUUAAAAUUUGUAUAUAUAUUUAUUGUAUAUUUUUUUCCAUCAUAUAAUGGAAAAAGAAAGGAAUUUACAUUGCAAAAAUAUGGAUUUCUUGAAAUGGUAUUUAAAUGUCUUAUUAAAGUCAGACAAAGGAAUAUAUUUAUUAAGGCAUUUUCUAAGCUUAAUAUUAACAAUUGACUUUAUCAUAUGUAUCAAAUAGAAAAAUGUUAUUUACGUGAUGUAUGCCAUCAGAAAUUUUCAUAUGCACUAUUCAUUGAAGAAUGAAAGAGGCUUCUAAUAUGUGUAAUAAAGUUUAGAAAAAGCUUUUAUUCGAAACUUGAUUUUAAAAAAUAACUUUCUUUUUGUAAUUUUUCAUUUCUUACUUUUUAUUGUUCAAAAUUCAAAACUAUUCAUCAAUUGUAGUGGGAAACAAUAUGUCAUUUUAAUGGAUCAUAGCUUACCAAAUUGUGAUGAAUUUUAUUUUUAAAGUAUUUAUUUGUUAUAUUUUUAAGAACUUUUUAUUUAUAAAGAUUAUUUGCAUUUUUUAUGAUUAAAUUAGCAGAAGUAAAUAAUAAGGCUUGUCUUAUGGAUACAAUGUUAUGGAAUGGAAAUAAUGUUAUACAAAUAUUGCUGGAGACACUCAGUUCAUAUGUACAAUCUUCGGUUUUAGGUUGUUGGCAUCAUAAAUGAUGUAUUAUAAUAUAAAGGCCUUAUUUUAACUAUUAAGAAUUUCAUUUUUUUUCAUAUUUAUUUUUGAAUGAAUGAAGUGAUGAUCCAUUUUGAUAAAUAAAAGAUCCAAUAAAACCACGUCCAAUAAAAUCUAUGUGAGAAGAUCCUUUGGAAUUUAUAUGACAUUUAGUGCUCUCGUAAAAAUCAUUUGAUAUGCAGCAUCUAGAAAGCAUGUUGUGAUGGAGAAGCCGUGUGUCACACCAUGGCUGAUAGAGGUGCCAACUAAUGAAUAUUGUUAGGAAGUAUAGAGUGCAGUAAAAUACUCAACACUAAGAAACAAGAAGACGAAAAUAAGUUUAAUAUAUUCAAAUUAGCAAAACUAUUAUUUACAUGUCCUGUUUCAUUGAAUAUUUUUGUAGAAUGCAGUUCAUCGAAUUUCAUCAAAAAAAUGUUUUUGCACAAAUUUUUCUCAUGGUGGCAUUACAUAUUAUCUGGAAAUGUAUAAAUGGCAUCAGUAAUUUGUAUUUUAAUAAAUGAAAUUAAAUUUUCA